This is a messenger RNA of Entrophospora candida, 597 nucleotides long. The record is from the annotation of a GenBank genome assembly. NCBI's taxonomy places the organism in Eukaryota, Fungi, Glomeromycota, Glomeromycetes, Entrophosporales, Entrophosporaceae.
AUGGAAGAAAUAGUUAGAGCAUUUAAUUUUGUGAUUGAUCAGGGUAAAGCAUUUUAUUGGGGAACAUCUGAAUGGCCUGCAUAUCAGAUCGUUGAAGCACAUGGUAUAGCAAAUAGAUUGGGUCUCAUACCUCCAUUGGUCGAACAAGUACAGUAUAAUAUGUUUCAUCGAGAAAGAGUUGAAACCGAAUAUAUUCAUUUGUUUAAAGAAUAUAAAAUGGGAGCAGCCACAUGGUCACCACUUGCAAGCGGUAUUCUAACUGGUAAACAUAAUAGUCAAAUAGCCGAAGGUUCGAGAUUAAAUCUAAAGGAGAAUGCUGUGAUGCAACGUUUAAAGGAAGGAUUGUUGAGUGAUGAAGGGAAAACUAAAAUUGAAAAAGUUGAGAAAUUAAAGCCAAUUGCUGAUAAACUUAAUGCCUCGUGUCUUAAACAAUCAAAUAUAAACACAGUAAUCACAGGUGUUUCUAAGCCAGAACAAAUUUAUGAGAACAUAAAUGCAGUAGGAUUAGCUCCAAAAUUAACAGCAGAGAUAUUAGGAGAAAUUGAAUUAAUACUGGACAAUAAACCACCAAUACCGUUUAAUUUUAGAGAUUCAUAA